Molecule: messenger RNA, 1545 nt
Organism: Photinus pyralis (common eastern firefly)
Lineage: Eukaryota; Metazoa; Arthropoda; Insecta; Coleoptera; Lampyridae
Product: tRNA (guanine(10)-N2)-methyltransferase homolog
Exons: 8
Coding region: 84-1487 (467 amino acids)
Biological process (GO): methylation
Cellular component (GO): cytoplasm
Molecular function (GO): nucleic acid binding
Source: RefSeq, a predicted model, not a curated record
GCUUCGUCUGGUGAGGGAAUUACGGCAACGUAGCAAUACAUCAAAUUAAACUUAACCUCAAAUUUACCAGACAAUUGAAUAGAAUGAACUCUUCAUGGAGACGGUAUUUAUUGUAUUUCGCGCAAGAACACGUCGACUUUCGAUUUGCGGAAGUUCAAUCCCUGCUGUCCUUAUUUAAAAUUACCAUGCGUAUCCUAGAGAAACCAGAAGAUUUGCAACCGUACUGGAUUGUAGAGUUCCAAAAAGAAGAAGAUGCUAAAUUAUUAGCAAGUCGAUCGCUAUCAAUAAGAUAUUGUUUGGAAUUGUGGGGUCAUGCCGGAGGUCUUGAUGAUUUACACAGAGAGCUUAAGUGUAUACCCACCAGUUUUUUCGAAAAUCAUUUGCAACUGAGCAAAACUUUUAAAAUAGCUGUACAAAGUUUUUGUAAGCACUUGGCCCAAACUGACAAAAUUAACAUAAUUCAGACUUUCUCCUAUCUUCCCUUUAAAGGGACGGUUAAUUUGAACAAUCCAGAUACACAUCUCCUUUAUUUGGAGUAUUAUGGUAUCGAUUCUAACGAUCCACCAAGUGAACCAUACUGUGUUUUCUUCGGGCGGAUAGUUGCUGCUGGUUUCCGACAGUUAAUUCGAGAACUUUCCUUAAAAACGCGUAAAUUUAUAGGUAAUACAAGUAUGGAUCCGCAACUGUCGCUGCUAAUGGCAAAUCAAGCACAAGUUAAAUUAGGGGAUCUAGUUUUGGAUCCUUUUGUUGGGUCAGGAUCGUUAUUGGUAGCCGCAGCGUAUUUUGGUGGUUACGUGGUUGGAUCUGAUAUAGAUUAUCUAAUGUUGCAUGGAAAAAGUCGACCCUCUAGAAUUAAACAAAAGAAGAGGGACGAAAAUGAGAGUAUUAAAGCAAACAUGGAGCAAUAUUGUCUGCAGGACAAGUAUAUCGAUGUAAUGGUUAACGAUUUUGCAACAUCCUUCUGGAGGGACGAUAUCAGAUUUGACUCGAUCAUCACAGAUCCCCCAUACGGUAUACGAGAAGCGACAGAAAAGGUCGGAAUUCAUAAAGAAAAUUAUAGCAUUAGCGAAAAGCAUUUAUCUACUCACAUUCCCGCAAAAGUUCAAUAUGAAUUCUCCGAACUGUACCAGGACCUUCUAGCGUUUUCCGCUAAACAUUUAAGGAUAGGAGGAAGAUUGGUGUGCUGGUUUCCCAUCUUUAGGGAAGACUACUCCGAGGAGGGUCUGCCGACGCAUCAAUGCGUAAAAUUAGUUUCAAACAGUGAACAAGUACUAAGUAAAUAUACGUCUAGGAGAUUGUUGACCUUUGAGAAAAUUUGCGAGCCGCAAGAGGAGAAUUCGAACGGAGCCAAUACAAUAGCUGAUUUUAGGAAUAAAUAUUAUAAGGCUAGGGAUGAGAGUCGACGCGAGAGGAGAUUAAAAGAAGCUAACAUUAGAGAACAAAAUCUGCUUGAAGCACUACAGCGACAAACUCCAUUAAAGGACUAACUUUUAUUAUGAUUUCUUACAAUUAAUAAAUAAAUCUUUUUGUGUCUGUUUGUGUUAA